AUGGCACCUUCAGCCCCCUUCAACCCUCCUUCUGCGGACCUUGCGGGCAAGCCUUUCGUGCCAACAUGGAUUCCUCCCCCGGUAACUCAGCAAAAGGAGAACUUUGCUGAGCUCAGUUCCAUUGAUCUUUCUUUGAUGGACUCAGAUGACCCUGCCGUUGUUGACGACCUUGUCCAGCGGGUCAAAAUUGCUAUUCGCGACGACGGGUUUCUGUUCUUGGAGAACUACGGAAUCUCUCUAGAACAGCUUCACCGUCAAUUUUCUCUUGCCCAAUAUUUAUACCACAAUAUCAGCGAAGAAGACAAGGAGCGUCUGCUGUUCAACCCUGAGACUGGUGAAUGGUCCGGCUACAAGCAUCCCUUUGGAUUCAAGCGCACCCCCGGGCCCGAAGACGGAAUUGAGCAGUUCAACUGGUACAAGCCUGACUGGGAGGAUAUCAACCGUGUGCCUAAAUGCCUGCACCCCUUCAUGGAUGAGAUUGAGGCGUUCUCGAACUACUUGACAAAGUCCGUCAACCGCCGUCUCCUCACUCUCUUCUCCCGCGUUCUCGAAUUGCCCGAUGACUACCUUUGGGAUAAUGUGCAGUCCCACGGCAGCCCAACCGGUGAGGGCUACUUCCGUCAUGCACUAUUCCGGCCCGUCCAGAAGAAGACCCAAGAGGCUUCCAAGGGCCUCCGUAUGCACGGCCACACCGACUUUGGUCUGACCACACUCUUGUUCUCCGUUCCUGUCUCUUGCCUCCAGAUCUGGGGCCGCGACGAGCAGUGGUACUACGUGCCCUACAAGCCCGGUGCUCUUGUCAUUAACAUCGGUGAUACCCUGGAGAUUGUCUCUGGUGGUCACUUCAAGGCUACGCGUCAUCGUGUCUACAAGCCUCCUGUCGACCAAAUUGACCAGGAGCGUCUCUCUUUGGUCCUUUUUAACAGCUCUGUUGGGGAGUUGCGCAUGGGUCCUGCCUCAGCUUCACCUCUAAUUCAACGAGAAGGUUGUAUCGAAGAGCAAGGCGUCUAUAAGGAGUUCAAGAACCUCACAUCCCAAGGAAAGCUCGUACCCACCAACCGCCAAUGGCGCGAAAUCCAGAUUUCCACUGCUACCGAUCCUACGGACCAGAUCCGCAACAGAGUUGGUGCUGAUCAGGUACUCAUUGACGGCAAGAUCAUGCAUCAACGAGAGUACAUGGGUGUUAAGGUUGUCCUGCCCGUCUGA
Messenger RNA from Penicillium soppii, 1206 nucleotides. RefSeq lists its product as uncharacterized. The record is from RefSeq and is a predicted model, not a curated record. The coding region runs from base 1 to 1206 and encodes 401 amino acids. Lineage: Eukaryota; Fungi; Ascomycota; Eurotiomycetes; Eurotiales; Aspergillaceae. The transcript is spliced from 4 exons.